UGUCGAAUGGUCCCCAUUCAGAACAGCUAGAUCUUGACUUAGCUUGUUGCCAGAGGUCGUCUCCCUCACAUACUUUCACUUAAUCACCCAUUCUUGUGUCUGCAACUGUCUCCUCACUCACUUUGCUUCUGCUUUUCUCCUUCACAAUCAGCUUCACUCUUAUUCAGGAAUGGAGGUGGCUUCCUUAAUUGUAUCACCUCUUCUACAGGUGAUCUAUGAGAAAUUGGCUUCUUAUGUCAACGGUGUGGAAACUCCUAAAGUUCAGAAGAAGAAUAUCAAGAAGUUACAAGAUAAGUUGUUCAUCAUUCAAGCUGUAAUUCAAGAUGCAGAAGAAAGACAACUAAAAGAUAAUAGGGUGAAGAUUUGGCUGUCAAAGCUUAGGGAUGCGGCUUAUGAUGCUGAUGAUCUCUUGGAUGAGAUCACUACUCAACCUUUGCUGAGGCGUUCGCUGAAGGAAAGGGUUCCAAGUGAAUCUUCGCCCUGGAAGUGGAAGGAUCCAGUCAAAGACCAGCUUAGAAGAAUUCAGUCAUCGAUAAGUAAAGAAACUCAAAGGCAGGUUCGGAUCACUUCUUUCGCUAUUCAAUCCAUCUUAAGUAGCUUUGAAAUGCGACGUAAGCUUACAGAUAUUAUUGAAAGAUUGGACGAUAUAGCAAGAGAGAUGUCUGCUUUCAGUUUCAAAGAUGUGGUAGCUUAUAAAAGAUCAGAUACUAGAGAGAAGCGUGAAACUGGACCUGACGUGGAUGAAUCACAAGUUCAUGGUCGAGCAGAAGACGUGAAAAUGAUUGUUGAUUUGUUAUUAUCAUCCGGUGCUGAUACUUGGGUGAUUCCAAUCGUUGGGAUUGGGGGAAUCGGGAAGACAACCCUUGCUCAACUAGUUUACAAUGAUCCGAGGCUGGAUGGUCAUUUUGAUAAGAAAAUUUGGGUUUCUUUGUAUGACAGUUUCAGCACAAAGAGGCUUCUGACUGAGAUUCUGGAGUGUUUGACUGAACGUAGAUGCGAAUCCUCUCAGAUGGGUGUUCUUCAAUCCCAGCUGCGAGGCUCAUUAUACGGAAAAAGAUAUCUACUUGUGAUGGACGACGUGUGGGGCGAUGAUCAAGAAGAGUGGGAUAAAGUACGGAGCCUGUUAAGAUGUGGAGCAGAAGGAAGCAAGAUUAUGGUCACCACCAGGACUGAAAGAGUUGCUUCUAUAAUGAGUAAUGCUCCUUCCCACUUGUUGGAAGGCCUAGCCAAAGAUGAUUGCUGGACUCUGUUUAAGCAGCAAGCUUUUGCAUAUGGAGAAGAAAAUGACUUUCCAAACCUAUUGCCUAUUGGUCUGCGGAUUAUAGACAAGUGCCAAGGCGUGCCUUUAGCAGCUAAAGUACUUGGUGGCUUGUUACGGUCCAAAAGAGAGGAAGAUGAAUGGUUGCGUGUGCAAGAGAGUGAUCUAUGGAGCCUUGAUACAGGUGAGAACAGAAUAUUGUCAGUCCUGAGGUUGAGUUUCAAUCACUUGCCAUCAAAUUUAAAACGAUGCUUUGCAUACUGUGCCAUAUAUCCUAGAAAUUAUCAUUUGAAUAAAGAGAAGUUAAUCCAACAGUGGAUUGCUGGGGGCUUAGUUCAAUCUGCUGGUGAUAAUCUUCACAUGCUUGAGCAGAUGGGCAAUGAGUGCUUUAAUGAUUUACUGGAGAUGUCGUUUUUCCAACUCACAAGCAGUAGUGAUGCAGUGGAGUUCAAAAUACCCAGUUUGAUAUAUGAUCUUGCAAAACUUAUAGCUGGAAAAGAGUUCCUGACAAUAGAAAACAGUGAUCAAGCACAAGUGGUUACUGGUUGUAAUCUUGCAGAAACUCGAUACGCAUUGGUAGAGAAUAAUUACAGGUCCAGUCUCCUACCAAAAGCCUUAUUCAAAGCACAUAAACUGUGUUCCCUCAACUUCUUGGCUUCCGGAGAUAUAUCAAUGGAAGCCCAAAGAAACAUAGUCCAGUGUUUUAGGCACCUUAAAAUUCUGAAUUUGAGUGGAAGUGGCAUCGAAAGGUUGCACAGAUCAAUCGGUGAUCUGAUAUAUUUGAGAUAUCUUGAUCUCUCAAAUACUCCUCUCCAAACAUUACCGGAGACAAUUGGUCAUCUGUGCAAUUUGCGAACUCUUGACCUCUCAGGAUGCACCAAUCUGCUAGAGUUACCUGGAGAAAUAGUAAAGUUAGUAAACCUGAUGCAUUUAAACGUAAAGGAUUGUACAAGGCUUGCCAGCUUGCCUGCUUUUUGGUGGUCUAUGGUGAGUCUCCGGACUUUACCAAUAGUUAUUCCUGGUGAGAACCUAGCUAUGCUUUAUUGUCUAAAAGAUCUUCAAGGUGAGUUGAAAAUUAAGUACCUCGUGAAUUGUACAGACUAUUCACUUAGGGUGGAACCCGCUGGCAAAGAAUAUGCAGGAUUUUUUCUGAAACAUUUGCAACUUCACACAUUAGAUCUAUUUUGGGGUGAUGGCGGCGAGGACAAGUUAAAUCGAAACACAUCCAGACAAACAAGACAACCUGGACAUGUUUCUGAAAGCCUGAUACGUGAACUUUGUCCAAGUCCCAAUAUAAGAAGGUUGUCAAUAAAUGGAUAUUUGGGACGCCGACUCCCCGUCUGGAUGACGUCCGAUGCAAUCCACAACUUGACAGUACUCGAGUUAAUCAAUUGCAAAAGUGUUGAAACUCUCCCCAUGCUUGGCCAACUUCCAGUCCUCAAGUGUCUCAACAUUCAAGGGAUGGACAACGUGGUGAAAAUCGAUAACAAGUUCUCCGGUGGAGCUAUGUGGCUGUUUCCAUCAUUGAAUGAACUUACCCUUCAAGACUUCCCUGAACUAAGAACUUGGGAAGGCAUGGGUUCAACAGAAGCUUUCCCUUGCCUCAAGAAACUAUCCAUCAUGAAUUGUCCACUCUUAAAAACAAUGCCAUCCUUUGGUUUCCCUUGCCUCAAGAGACUAUCGGUCAUGAAAUGUCCACUCUUAAAGACAAUGCCAUCGUUUCCAACUCUUCAACACUUAAUGCUGCGGGACUGUGAUCCAUUGUUACUUAGAUCUGCAGCAGAUCUAAGAACACUUUUGACUCUUGUUAUUGACUCUUUCUGUGAGUUAGAUUUCAUACCAAAAGUACUACUGGACAACUGUCUGCUUCUUGUAUCUUUGACAGUCAUCUCUUGUCCCAAGCUUCCUACAUUGCCCGCUAAUUUGGGGAGGGUCACGGCUUUGAAGUCAUUGAAAAUUGGUUGGUGUGAGAUGCUAGACAGUUUGCCUCAUGGAUUAGCAAAUCUCAUCUCUCUAGAGAAUUUGGAAAUCAUCGAGUGCCCUUCUUUGAUUACUCUGCCAGAGCAAAGCUUAGAAAGAUUGAGCUCACUCCGAUCACUCUCUAUCGAAAACUGUAAUGGCUUUACUUCUUUACCGAGAGGAAUGCAGCAUGCCACGGCCCUUGAGCGCCUAACAGUUAUGUAUUGUUCGAAUCUGGCUUCUCUACCUGAUGGCCUUCAAAAUCUCUUGGUGCUUAAGAGCUUGACCAUUUUAAGUUGCCCAGAUUUAGCAUCUCUCCCAGACGGAGUUCAACAUAUGAAGAUGCUACAAAAUCUGGAAAUCCGUAUCUGUCCAAAACUCAUGGCACUGCCGAAGGUAAAGGACCUCAUUUCUCUAAGAUCUUUGGCAAUUUCAGACUGUCAAAAUAUAAAGUCUCUCCCAGAAGGCAUCGAGCAACUGAGUGAACUUCAACACCUGUCCAUUCAAGAUUGUCCUGAACUUGAAAAACGAUGCAAGAAAGGAAAAGGUGAGGACUGGCUGAAGAUAUCUCACAUCCCAUAUGUUUAUAUUGGAGCAUCAGUACUUCAAAACCGACAGGACACCGCAGCCAGUUCCUCAAGUUCAAAAUUGGUGGAAUUGCGCCAUUUGUACAAUUUUUCGUUACAAAAAGUCAGAAGCACGUACUUCCUCCAGCAAAUAACGCUUGAUCAUGUUCUUAUUGCUGGUGAUACUAGGGUGGCAAAAAGAUAUGUCGCAUUGCCAACCAUUUCCGUUGUGAGCAGCUUCUAUGAUUUACUUCACCACAGCCACACAGAAGAGGAGGCUAAAUUUUCUAGUUUUAUGGAUUUCUGUUCUACCAGAGCAAGAAAGGCUAGGCUUCUUUGCAGCAAAAUUAUGGCGGAGAUAGUUUUGGCCCCUCUGUUACAGGUUGUGUUUGAAAAGGUGGCCUCUCGGAUCUUGAAAGAGAUUGCUCAUCGUUGUGGGUUCAAUGAUGAGAUCCAAAAGCUUCAACGUGCAUUGCGGAUGAUCCAAGCUGUACUUGAAGAUGCAGAAGAGGGACAAGCUACCGAUAAAGCUUUGAAGUUGUGGUUAACUGAGCUUAAAGCUUAUGAUGCUGAUGACCUGGUUGAAGAAUUUACCCCGGAGGCUUUGCGGCAAGAAAAUGACAGCACUUUUACUCAGCAGGUAAGCAACAUCAUCCCCUCUUUGAAUCCUGUUAUAACAUACCUCAGAAAGUUACCUGAGCUAACACAGAUAAGGCAGAGAUUAGACGUGUUAUUGGAAGAAAGGUCUUGUUUCAAGCUCAAGGAAAAAAUUGGAGAUAAAGAUAUGAAACGUGGACAGAAAAGAGAGACCGGGUCAUUUGUGAUUGAACCUGAAGUUAUUGGACGAGAAGAAGAUAAAGAACAGAUAAUAGGGAUGUUACUGUUAACUACUGAGAGAAGAGCCGGCAGAUUUGUCUCAGUUAUUCCCAUAGUGGGUUUAGGGGGCAUUGGUAAAACUACUCUAGCUCAAACAGUCUAUAAUGAUGAGAGGGUGAUGAGAAACUUUGAGCUGAGGAUGUGGGUCUGUGUUAAUGAAGAUUUCAAUGUGAGAAAGAUUCUUAACUUGAUGAUAGAAUCUGCGACUGGGAGAAGAUGUGAUGAUCUCCUGGGAAUGGAUGCUCUUCAGUUUCAAGUACGAGAUUUAUUGUUGGAGAGGAGAUAUUUGCUUGUAUUGGAUGAUGUAUGGAACGAGGAUGAGGAUGAAUGGGAUAAGCUUAAAAUGUUACUGAAGUUUGGUGCAGAGGAAAGCAAAGUCAUAGUCACAACAAGAAGUGCAAAGGUUGCAGCAAAAGUUGGAACAGUGUCUUCUCACCCUCUGAAGGGUCUGUCUGAUGAUGAAUGUUGGGUUUUGUUCAAGCAACGAGCCUUUCCUCAUGGCCAAAAGGACAAUCCAAACUUGUUCCCUAUUGGGAAACAAAUUGUGAAGAAGUGCGGGGGAGUUCCUCUAGCUGCAAAGACACUGGGUGGUCUAAUGCGCUUCAAAAUAGAGCCAGCAGAGUGGCUAUGUGUGCAGGAGAGUGAUCUGUGGAAUAUUUGUGAAGAGGAGAACGGGAUAUUGCCUGUCCUAAGGCUGAGUUAUAGUCGUUUGCCCUCACAUCUAAAAGGGUGCUUUAUGUAUUGCUCAAUAUUUCCUAAAAAUUAUGUCAUCAAGAAAGAUGAGUUAAUUCAUCUUUGGAUAGCAGAAGACCUGAUUCAUCACACUGAAGAAAGAAAAUCUCUAGAGGACAUUGGAAAUGAAUACUUCAAUAACUUAUUGUGGAUGCUUUUCUUUGAAGAUGUGAAGAAAAACGACGUUGGCGAUGUAAUAGAAUGCAAAAUGCAUGGAAUUAUUCAUGAUCUUGCAAAAUCUGUUGCAGGAGAAGAGUACUUUGUAUUCGAAGGUGGGUGCAUGCCAAGAAAUUUGACUAAACUGCGAUACUUAUCCGUGGUCUGCGAUUCUGGAUCAUGUUCUAUUCCAGAAGCAUUGUACAAAGCUAAGAAGUUGCGAACUCUCAUUUUGUUAUAUCCAAAAGGUGAUCUUGGUGAAAUCCCAACUCAGUUGUUCUCAAGUUUCAGGUAUCUCCGAGUCCUAGAUUUGGGUAAUUGUGGCAUCAAAAGGGUGCAGAACACAAUUUCUUGCUUGAAAUAUUUGAGGUACCUCAACCUUUCAAAUACCUUCAUAGAAAUAUUACCAGAAAGCAUAUGCAGCCUUCAUAACCUACAGGUGCUAAACCUAUCAGGCUGCUCUGAUCUCAUUGAACUACCAAGGAGCUUGGCAAGACUGCUUCAACUAAGACAUCUUAUAAUAAAUGGUUGUGAAAGAUUAACUCGCUUGCCAGGUAACUUUGGUAGACUUCAUUUUCUUCAGACAUUGCCACUGUUCAUUGUUUCAAAUGAGACUGAUCUCAGGGAAAAUGAUAAUCUAGUUGGGCUGAGACGACUGAAGCUCAAAGGUGAGCUGACAAUUAGAAAACUGGAAAACGUAAAACGUGAGUUUUUAGCUCAAGCAAACUUAGUAGAGAAAAACCUUCAUUCUUUGGAGUUAUCAUGGGGAGAUGAUCAUGAAGGUUUGAACUUGAACAUGAACAAUGAUUUUAUUUGCAAAAUGGGAGAAAAUGUGCUUGAGUGUCUUCAACCACCUGAAAAUCUCAAACGUUUGUCCUUAAAAGGAUAUCCAGGAUUCUGCUUCCCAAGGUGGAUGCGCACUCUCAUACUUCUUGGCUUAACUAAAUUGGAGUUGAUCAACUGCAAAAGAUGUGAACAUCUCCCUACUUUAGGGGAACUUCCAUUUCUAGAGAUUAUCUACAUGCGUGGAAUGAAAGCUGUGAAGGUUAUUGGCAGAGAGUUCUAUGGAGAAGACACAAGGAGAUUGUUUCAAUCACUAAAGGAGCUAACCCUCAUAGACUUCCCUGAUUUGGAACUCUGGUGGAGCAUAAGUGGAGGGAAAGAAUACCCGUCACUCGUUAAAUUAACAAUCAAUAAAUGCCCUAGGUUGUUGAAUUUGCCACAAUUUCCAUCAGUUAAGCAUUUAGAGUUGCGGAACUGCCACGAAGCUUUAUUAAGAUCGCUGGUAAAUGUAUCCUCACUUUGUAUCCUAGUUAUUGAUGUUUUUACAGGACAGUUGGUUCUAUUGGAUACCUUGCUUCAAAACAACGUUAAUCUCAUGUCUCUAACUAUCAGCUCUUGUCCCAAGAUUCGGUACAUCCCUCCUAGUUUGGGGAACCUCGUCAAUCUAAAAACAUUGACGAUCCGUUGGUGUGAGGAGCUCGUAUCUUUGCCACUGCAAUUGCAAAACCUCAGCUGCCUGCAGUCCUUGGAGAUCUGUGAAUGCCAUAGCCUUUCUGCUCCACCCCAGAGUAUAAGUGGGUUAAUCUCUCUUAAAUAUUUAUCCAUUGAGAACUGCAGUCACAUAAGAUCAUUACCGAUUGGACUGGAACAUCUUAGCUCUCUUGAACAUCUAAUGAUAAUGUAUUGUCCAAGUCUGGUGUUUUUGCCAAAUGAGUGGCAAAACCUUUCCAUGCUAAGGAGUUUGUGCAUUUUAAGCUGUCCACAACUAUCAUCUCUGCCUGAUAGUAUUCAAUAUGUAAGGACACUGCGAAAUCUGGAAAUCCAUGGUUGUCCUGGUUUAAAUGUGUUGCCUCAGUGGAUCAUCAAUCUCACACUUCUAAGAUCAUUGGCAAUAUCAGAUUGUCCUAAUAUCACACCACUUCCAGACAGCCUUCAGUGUCUUACCAAUCUCCAGCGUCUUUCUAUUCAAGAAUGUCCAAGGCUUGAAGAGCAUUGCAAGAAAAAUAUAGGUGAUGGCUGGCCAAAAAUAGCUCAUAUUGCGCAUAUUUACAUUGGAUCACCAGAGCUCAAGAAAGAGAAUGUUGCUAGCAGCUCGUCAUGCUAAUUAGAAUAAAAGCCAUCUAUCUGGUCAUGCUUUUGAAUCUAGUAGCUGCCAUCGUAAUCGUCCUCACUCGGAUCUUACUUCUCCCAGUGAUCUGCAAUUACUAGUUGCAUUCAGCAUUUAUCUAUUCCUGGAAUGUCGCGCUCCAGAAGAGAGGUGCAAGGAGGACGCAAGUGAAGAUUGUUUAACAAGUAUUGUUACAAAUGUCGAUAUUGGAUCACGAGAGCUUGAGAGCAGCCCAUCUCAUUAAGAUUGAGAACUGCCAUUGAUUAACGCAAUUGAAUCAAGAGUCAAGACAAAUGAGUUCAGCAUUUGAAGUUCCUGAAGGUAAGCUCUGCUCAUUUCCACCAUGUUUAAGAAUUUGUGUGUAUGCGUGUGUUCCUUUUAAAUCUCCAUUACUGUAAAUUAUGAACAUUCAGUCUCUGCCGGGACAAAUACAGGUAGCCUUGGCCUCCAUAAUGCGGCUUUCUUACACAUCAUCAGUCAGGUUGUUAAACUAUAUUUUUAUUCAGAAUAAAAUUUUGCAUAUAAUAAUAA
This is a messenger RNA of Gossypium arboreum, 8188 nucleotides long. RefSeq lists its product as uncharacterized. Lineage: Eukaryota; Viridiplantae; Streptophyta; Magnoliopsida; Malvales; Malvaceae. The transcript has 5 exons. The record is from RefSeq and is a predicted model, not a curated record. Bases 170 to 7654 code for a protein of 2494 amino acids. Gene Ontology annotation, molecular function: ADP binding; protein binding. Gene Ontology annotation, biological process: defense response to other organism.